Messenger RNA from Malus domestica (apple), 3702 nucleotides. RefSeq names its product disease resistance protein RUN1 (gene HD8). Gene Ontology annotation, molecular function: protein binding; ADP binding. The record is from RefSeq and is a predicted model, not a curated record. NCBI's taxonomy places the organism in Eukaryota, Viridiplantae, Streptophyta, Magnoliopsida, Rosales, Rosaceae. Gene Ontology annotation, biological process: signal transduction; defense response.
AAGAUUAUCUCACUCUCACCUCCAUUUAUCUCGUCUUCUCUCAUUUUUCUUUCUUGAUUGGUUUAGAGAUUGAGAAAAGAAAAAAGAAGUGAAAAACUGCUUGUCAUUAAUGACCUGCUUGGAGGAGUUGACCGUUGGAAGCGCCUCCGCAUCUGCUCCGUCAGCUUGUCGAUGGAAAUACGAUGUGUUUUUGAGUUUCAGGGGCGAAGAUACCCGCAAGGGUUUCACAGACCAUCUCUACGAUAAAUUGAAGUGGCGUGCAAUCAAAACUUUCAGGGACGACCCAGAACUUCAAAGAGGAACUAGUAUUCAUCCUGAGCUUCUUAUGGCAAUUCAACAAUCACGAUUUGCAAUUGUUGUUAUUUCGCCAAACUAUGCUGCUUCCACAUGGUGCUUGGUUGAACUGACAAAGAUUCUUCAGUCCAUGGACGAGAGUGAGACCAUCCUGCCAGUUUUUUACGAUGUUGAUCCCUCGGAUGUCCGGCAUCAAAAGGGGAGUUUCGCCGAGGCCUUCUUUAAACAUGAGGAGAAGUUCAGGGAAGACAUAGAGAAGGUGCAAGGUUGGAGAGAUGCUUUAACAAAAGUGGCUAAUCUUGCAGGGUGGACGUCAAAGGAUUACAGGUACGAAACGGAACUUAUCAAAGAAAUUGUGGAAGUAGUGUGGAACAAAGUUCAUCCUACAUUGACGCUGAUAGAUUCUUCGGAGAUGUUAGUCGGAAUUGAAUUUAGAUUAAAGGAAAUAUGUUUCCUUUUGGAUAUAGCGGAAAAUCAUGUUUGCUUUAUAGGGAUAUGGGGGAUGGGAGGGAUUGGUAAGACAACCCUUGCUAGACUUGUUUAUGAAAAAUUCUCUCAUAACUUUGAAGUUAGCAUCUUUCUUGCUAACGUCAGAGAAAUUUAUGCAAAACAUGGUUUAGUACAUCUACAAAAGCAACUGCUUUCACAAAUCUUGAAAGAGAAGGACGUACAAGUUUGGGAUGUUUAUAGCGGGAUUACAAUGGCAAAGAGUUUUUUGUGUAACAAAAAAGCUCUUCUCAUUCUUGAUGAUGUAGACCAAUUAAACCAACUAGAAAAGUUGGUUGGAGAAAAAUACUGGUUCGGUUUAGGGAGCAGAAUCAUCGUGACCACUAGAGAUAGACAUUUGCUGGUCGCACAUGGCAUAGAGAAACAAUAUGAAGUUGUAGAAUUAGAUGAGGAUGAAGCUUAUCAGCUCUUUAAUUGGAAAGCAUUCAAAGAAGAUGAGCCUCAGGAAAAAUAUUUGGAGCUCUCUAAGCAGUUCGUUAAGUAUGCUAGAGGUCUUCCAUUAGCUCUUAGAACUUUGGGGUCUUUUUUGUAUAAAAGAGAUCCAUAUGCAUGGAGUAGUGCAUUGAACAAACUGAAGCAAACUCCUAAUAGAACAGUUUUUGAAAUGCUAAAAAUAAGUUAUGAUGGACUAGAUGAGAUGGAGAAGAGAAUUUUCCUUGAUAUUGCUUGUUUCCAUAAGUGGUCUGACAAAGAGCGAGUAAUUGAAGUACUAGACAGUUGUGGAUUUUGCGCUCGUAUUGUGAUAGAUGUUCUUGUUGAGAAGUCUCUCUUAACUAUUUCUGGCAAGAGUGUCUGUAUGCACGAUUUGAUACAAGAAAUGGCAUGGGAGAUUGUUCGAGGUGAGUCUUUUGAAGAGCCCGGUGCGCGAAGUCGUUUGUGGCUUCGUGAUGACAUAUUUCAUGUGCUCACAAAGAAUACGGGAAAAAAAGCAAUUGAAGGCAUUGUCUUACGCUUGCGUGAAUUUGAAGAGGCACACUGGAAUCCUGAAGCCUUCUCUAAGAUGUGUAAUUUAAAGUUGCUUGACAUUGAUAAUUUGAGACUUUCUGUUGGCCCCAAAUAUCUUCCUAAUGCCUUGAGAUUUCUCAAAUGGAGUUGGUAUCCCUCCAAAUUUCUGCCGCCAGGUUUUCAACCAAAUGAACUGACUGAACUUAGUUUGCCCCAUAGCAAAAUUGAUUACCUUUGGAAUGGAAUAAAGUACUUCAGAAAGUUGAAAUCUAUCGAUCUUAGCUACUCGCAGAACUUGACAAGGACUCCAGAUUUCACAGGUCUUCAAAAUCUUGAGAGGCUAGUUCUUGAAGGCUGCACAAAUUUAGUUGAGAUUCAUCCAUCCAUUGCAUCUCUCAAAUGUCUCAGAAUUUUGAAUUUUAGAAACUGCAAAAGUAUUAAGAUUCUCCCAAAUGAAGUAAAGAUGGAAACUCUUGAAGUAUUUGAUCUUUCUGGCUGCUCAAAAGUUAAGAAGAUUCCAGAAUUCGGUGGACAGAUGAAAAAUGUAUCAAAGCUUUAUUUAGGUGGGACUGCUGUUGAGGAGCUGCCUUUAUCAUUUAAAGGUUUGAUUGAGAGUUUAGAAGAACUUGAUUUAACGGGAAUUUCUAUAAGAGAGCCACUUUCCUCGAUCGGUCCUAUGAAAAAUCUCGACCUAUCAUCCUUUCAUGGAUGUAAUGGUCCACCACCUCAGCCACGGUUCUCAUUCCUCCCUUCUGGCUUAUUCCCACGGAACAGUCUUAGCCCUGUGAAUCUGGUGUUAGCUUCUUUAAAAGAUUUCCGUUCUUUAAAGAAACUAGAUCUAAGUGACUGCAACCUUUGUGACGGAGCCCUUCCCGAAGAUAUUGGCUGUUUGUCCUCUUUAAAAGAAUUAAAUCUUGGAGGAAACAAUUUUGUUAGCCUUCCCACAAGCAUUGGUUGUCUUUCUAAGCUUAGUUUUUUCAACUUGAACAACUGCAAAAGGCUUCAACAAUUACCAGACCUUCCGUUAAACAACAGAAUAUAUUUAAAAACGGACAAUUGUACUUCCUUACAAAUGUUGCCAGGUCCACCAGAGCUGUGCAGAUUACGCCGGUUUGUCUUCUCUUCUGUCAAUUGCUUGAGACUAGUUGGUUAUCAAGGUUCGAACAAUAUUAUAUAUUCAAUGCUAAAGCGAUUCCUACAGGAAAUCCCUCAUUUUGUUGACCGGUUUAGUAUUAUAAUUCCUGGAAGUGAAAUCCCUGAGUGGUUCACUAAUCAAAGUGUUGGACACUCACUAACUGAAAAGCUACCUUUGCAUGCUGGAAAUAGCGAGUGGAUGGGGUUUGCUUUAUGUGCUGUUUUUGUAUCUCACGAGAAUCCAGCUGUUGUUCGUGAAGUAGAUUAUUUGCAAACUUAUGCAAAUGAAAUUUGUUGUCAAUGGAAAAUUCCUGGUUCUCAGUUUGAGGGUGUGUCUUUUUAUAAUCGUUUAGACCACGUUGUAUCAGAUCACCUUUUGUUAGUCCUUUUGUCUAGGCAGCACUAUAAUUUUUUGGAGGAGAAACACUCUCAGAUUAAGUUUGGUUUCAAAACCAGACGUGCUGUUGGAAACAAGAAAUGUUUGAAGGUGAAGAAAUGUGGAGUCCGUUCAGUGUACGAGCAAGAUGUGGAAGACCUCAACAGAACAAUGAACCUGUCCAACAACAACAAUUCUCUUCAUGAGGCUGUGCACAUUCCACAUUGUGAUUUUUGACGUAUCAGCAAACAUACAAACUGCCUCUGUUAAGUGAACAUAAGAAUCCAGGAACGAGGCAGGAUCGAGCAGAAGUGGUAACUUCGACAAGGAAGGAAGCACUCCGGAAAAGAUUAAAAGAAGGGACAUGUCUCUGUAUCCAUUUGGAAUCUUUUGUUCUUGUAACUUCGUAUGUUAUGAUCCUAUGGAGUGAAUCAUUCUUUCCCUGA